This is a messenger RNA of Polyodon spathula (Mississippi paddlefish), 2259 nucleotides long. Its product is annotated as polyunsaturated fatty acid 5-lipoxygenase-like. Gene Ontology annotation, biological process: linoleic acid metabolic process; lipid oxidation. Gene Ontology annotation, molecular function: protein binding; iron ion binding; arachidonate 12(S)-lipoxygenase activity. The record is from RefSeq and is a predicted model, not a curated record. The transcript has 15 exons. Lineage: Eukaryota; Metazoa; Chordata; Actinopteri; Acipenseriformes; Polyodontidae. The coding region runs from base 16 to 2223 and encodes 735 amino acids.
CUGCGUUCCCUUCACAUGCCCGGACCUGCAGAGCGGACUCGGGGUAGCAGAGCGAGUGCUUUACUCGCAUUCCCAAAACGCUGCAUCGCGUUUACACACGGAGGAGAGGAGAGGGGGUCUGAACCAGCUCUCCUUACGGCAUUAUUAUUAGUAUUAGGGUCGGAUUCUCACUGUGGUUUGUAUGAUGGCGGUGUACAAGGUAACCGUGGCGACAGGAACCUCGGAAUACUCCGGAACAAACAACUACGUUUACCUGACCCUGAUCGGAGAGGCGGGUCAGAGCGAGAGGACUGUGCUGGACAACCCAGGGCUGGAUCUGUGCAGAGGAGCGGUGAGGAGGGGGGGCGCACACACACACAGGUCGAUGAGUACGAGAUUCCGAGCCCGGUUCUGCUCGGCCGGCUCCAGUUCGUUCGGCUGGAGAAGCGCCGGUACUGGGUGGAGGAUAACUGGUUCUGCCGCUCUGUCAGCGUCCGGACCCCAGGGGGCGACACUCACUCCUUCCCCUGCUACCGCUGGCUGGUGGGAGAUGUGACCAUUGAGCUGAGGGAGGGGCAAGCUAAGAAGUUGUGUGAUGAUUCUCUCCCUGAGUUUCUGGCUCACCGCAAGAGAGAGCUGCAGGAGAGGCAGCAGAUAUACAAGUGGCUGGCCUGGGAGCCGGACAUUCCGAAGUGUAUCGAUGCCAAAACAGAGAAGGAGCUUCCACAGGAUGUGCGAUUCGACAACGAGAAACAAGGAGACUUCGUGGGGUCUCUACACUAUGCGUUGCUGGAGUUGUCUCUCAAGAAGCUGGUCAUUAAUUUUGGGAAGUCUUGGGACACCCUGGAAGAUUUCAAAAGAAUCUUCUGGAAGCUGAAGAGUCCGGUGGCAGAGUAUGUGAUGGCUCAUUGGAAGGAGGAUUGGUUUUUCGGAUUCCAGUUUCUUAAUGGCAGUAAUCCCGGGAUGAUCCAGCAGUGCCGGAAGCUGCCCAGGAACUUCCCUGUGAGCGCAGACAUGGUGCAGGCCUCCCUGCUAGCAGGAACCACCCUGAGCAAGGAGAUGAAGGCUGGUAAUAUCUACCUGAUGGACUAUGCUAUAUUGGACGGCCUCCCUGCCAAUGUGAUCCGAGGGAAGCAGCAGCACCUCGCUGCCCCCCUGUGCCUCCUCUAUGAGCAUCCAGACAAGGGACUGCUCCCCCUGGCUAUACAGCUGGGUCAGACUCCUGGCUCCAGCACCCCUGUCUUCCUCCCAUCGGACCCCCCGCUGGCCUGGCUGUUGUCGAAGAUCUGGGUUCGAAACUCAGAUUUCCAGAUUUUCCAGAUCCUGACUCACCUGCUGCGCACUCACCUGGUGAUGGAAGUGUUCUGUGUGGCCACGCUGAGACAGCUCCCAGCAGUGCACCCAGUCUACAAGCUCCUCAUCCCUCACCUGCGCUACACGCUGGAGAUCAACACUCGCGCGCGCUCCCAGCUCAUAUCCAACAACGGCAUCUUCAAAAGGGUUUCCUCUACAGGGGGCUCUGCUCUCCUCCUGCUCUCUCAGAGGGAGUUUAAGAUUCUGUCCUACGAGUCUCUUCAGCCCCGGUUAGAUUUUCAGCGGCGCGGCGUGACGAAGCUCAGGGAUUACUUCUACCGCGAGGACAGCCUGAUGCUGUGGGACACCAUCCAGAGCUAUGUCUCUGGCCUCGUCUCUCUCUAUUACUCCUCGGACGCUGAGGUCACUCAGGACUCGGAGCUGCAGCUGUGGAUCCGUGACAUCACUGAGGAGGGGUUCAGAGACGUCCCCCAGUUCGGUCUGUCCAGUGAGUUGAGAAGCAGGAAGGAGCUGGUGACUCUCCUGAGUGUGGUGAUCUUCACUGCCAGUGUACAGCACGCAGCUGCUAACAACGGACAGUUUGAUUGGUGCGCCUGGGUUCCGAACACGCCCUGCACCAUGCGCCUGCCUCCGCCCACUUGCAAGGGUUCCGUUACCAUGGAGAUGAUCAUGGAGACUCUGCCAGACAUCAGCCAAUCCUGCGUGGAGAUGGCGAUCACAUGGCACCUGGGCAGGGCACAGCCGGACGCGAUUCCUCUCGGACGGCACACUGAGGAAUACUUCACAGAGGAAGCAGCCCAGGCAGAGAUACGCAAAUUCAAUGAGACGCUGAAAGAGAUCGAGCAGAAAAUAGAGGAGAGGAACCAGAGCCUGGAGCUGAAAUAUGAAUACCUGAAACCAAGCAGGAUCGAGAACAGCAUCACUAUAUAGAGAGGAGAGGAGAGGAGAGGAGGGGAGAGGAGAGAG